AUUAUAUGUAUGUAUGUAUGUAUGUAUGUAUGUAAGUCUAUGUUUAAAUUUGGUAAUAUUGGACAAACUGAAAUACUGUACAAAUACCCUCCCGCAGUAAUGGGAGUGGAGGUGGGGGUUGCUGUGGCUGCCCGCCUGCUUUUGACAGGCAGCUUCAAGGCACCAACUGCUCCCCUUCCUUAGGGCUGCUUGCUUGCUUGCUGAUUUGCUUAUUUGUAUUUACAAUAUAGUCUGCCCUUCCCGCAUGCGGUCUCAGGGUGGGCUAUAUGCAGCUUAGUUACAGUUAAGCCGUGUAGAGUGUCCCACCCCAAAAGGAUUUGUGUGAAAAAGGUGUGCCUUAAAUGUAUGUAGGGAUGGGGCCAAAUGCUCCUUGGAGGGAGAGUGAUCGACAGUGGGGUGUGUGUGUGCGGCUACCGCAGAAAAGUCCUUUUCUUGCUUGACUGCCUCACAGGAUUUUAGAUAGUGGCAGAACUGCUGGUAGGGUGAUAGAAUCACAGAAUUGUCGAGUCGGAAAGGACCACAAGGAUCAUCUAAUCCAUCAUCUAAUCUUUCACCCAACAUAGGAUUUGAACCCACAACCCUCAGAUUUAGAGUUUCAUGCUCUACUGACCGAGCUAUUUCUUCACCCCUCCAGAUCUCAGAACUUGGGGAGCUUAAUACAGUCUGCUUAUCUUUGAACAGGAGAUGUAAGCCAGGGACUCCUUCAAACAGAAAACUGUUCUCUGACAGCCCUUCAGAUAGAGGACAGUUCACUGUAAAGAAGAAUGAAUCAUAGAAUCGUAGAGUUGGAAGAGACCACAAGGACCAUCCAGUCCAACCCCCUGCCAACAUAGAAGGCCAUGUCCCCUGCAUGGACAUAGAAGGAGUUGUACUGGUGAGAAACAGCAGCAAUGCAGGCAUUUCUGAAAGGACCAUCUUCAAUCAGCACUAAACCCCCAUCUACCAAAGAUCGGGGAACAGCUGCCACUGCAGGAGGCAGUGGGGAGGGCAAAAGGGUCAGAGCUAUUCCUUGGGUGGAAAAAUACCGCCCAAAAUGCAUGGAUGAAGUUGCAUUUCAAGAGGAAGUUGUUGCAGUACUGAAGAAAACCUUACAAGGAGCUGACCUUCCCAAUCUCUUGUUCUAUGGCCCACCUGGAACUGGAAAAACAUCCACUAUUUUGGCAGCAGCCAGAGAACUCUUUGGGCCCGAAUUGUUCCGGCAGAGAGUCCUCGAGCUGAAUGCAUCUGAUGAACGUGGAAUACAAGUCAUUCGAGAGAAAGUGAAGAGCUUUGCUCAGUUAACGGUGUCAGGAAGUCGUUCAGAUGGCAGGCCGUGUCCCCCGUUUAAGAUUAUAAUCUUGGACGAAGCGGAUUCUAUGACCUCAGCAGCCCAGGCAGCUUUACGGCGCACCAUGGAGAGAGAAUCCAAGACAACACGCUUCUGCCUUAUUUGUAAUUACAUCAGCAGGAUAAUUGAACCCAUCACAUCCCGAUGCUCCAAAUUUCGUUUCAAGCCCCUUUCAGACAAAAUCCAGCGACAGAGACUUCUAGACAUCGCUGAAAAGGAGAAUGUGACAGUCAGCAGUGAGGCAGUCUCUUACCUUGUCCAUGCAUCAGAAGGGGACUUGAGAAAAGCAAUCACACUUCUUCAGAGCGCUACACGAUUAACAGGCGGGAAAGAGGUCACUGAGAAAGUUGUCACUGAAAUUGCAGGGAUUGUCCCUCAAGGAAUUUUAGAUGGUCUACUAACCGCAUGUCAGAGUGGUUCAUUUGAAAAACUGGAAGCUGCAACAAAGAAUCUGAUCAAUGAAGGUUACGCAGCUAAUCAGUUUAUAAACCAGCUUCAUGAUACCAUUAUUGAGAGGAAGGAUCUCAGUGACAAGCAGAAAUCUGUUAUUGCAGAGAAGCUUGCUGUGAGUCUUCAUUCUGUUUCAGUUCUUUUUAAAUCUAGAAUGCAUGUUUGCUUGUGGUUUGGGGGAGGGCAUAAGAAAUCCUUUAUUGCAUUCAUAUUUGUGCAUUAGUGAAUCCUUCACAAAGAAUUGUAUACUAAUGGUACUCUCCCUGUAUGAGGCUAUUCUCCUUUUAUGGUAACAGGCAGUAGUAAGAAAGGCUUCAAGAGAAAUGGACAUUGGCUGUUACCCCAGCCAACUUGCUUGAGCUAUCAGUCUAUUCCUUACACUCAAUAGAAAAGCAGAGGGAAGAUUUUUAGCAUUGCACUACAUUUAUGCAGUGAUUAACAGGGUUGUUUUAUUCCCUGUUCAGAACACAAUGAGUUUACAUGGAUUCCAGAGGUGUGAUUUUCUCUCCUGUUAGGGAGAAACAAAGGCAACAAGUUUUCAAGUGUGCCUUUUUCUGUCCUGGGAAGGAAGGAGAGAAUAUCUGUACACCAGUCUUGUUUGUUACUGCAGUGUCUGCUUGUAAGACGUAAGAAAUGCAAAUUUAAAUUUAGGUAGGGAUUCCUCUAACACAGAGCUCUGCUAACUAGCUUUAUGAAAAUGUUGAGUAAAUUGUACUUGGGGGUGGUCAAACUUUUGAUUUUGAAGCUCCCUAUAACAGCUUGAAAAACUAAUUUAUGUUCCUGAGAGGCAGGGAGAUGGAAGUCUACUCUUCUCUGACUGCAUUAUAUAGUUAUCUUGGGAGAUCUUGACAACUUGUAACUUUUCCUUUUUUUGGCAGGAGACAGAUAAGUGCUUGGCAGAUGGGUCUGAUGAGUUCUUGCAGUUGAUUAGCCUCUGUGCGGUGGUGAUGCAGCAGCUAAUUCAAAAUAACUAACAGCAUGGCAAAAUAUUUUCCUUUUGAUUACUUCAACCUAUUUGAUACAGCUAUUUGUGGUACUUUUUGAUAAUAAAAUACAGCCUUUGUGCCUGA
Molecule: messenger RNA, 2847 nt
Organism: Zootoca vivipara (common lizard)
Lineage: Eukaryota; Metazoa; Chordata; Lepidosauria; Squamata; Lacertidae
Source: RefSeq, a predicted model, not a curated record